This is a messenger RNA of Acanthopagrus latus (yellowfin seabream), 2314 nucleotides long. RefSeq names its product hepatitis A virus cellular receptor 1-like. The transcript is spliced from 10 exons. The record is from RefSeq and is a predicted model, not a curated record. Gene Ontology annotation, biological process: immune response; T cell costimulation; cell surface receptor signaling pathway. Gene Ontology annotation, cellular component: external side of plasma membrane. The coding region runs from base 79 to 1386 and encodes 435 amino acids. NCBI's taxonomy places the organism in Eukaryota, Metazoa, Chordata, Actinopteri, Spariformes, Sparidae.
GAACACCCGACAGCUGAGUUCCUGUUCUCAGCUCAGACAGAAACUGUGGUCAGUCGAGUCGCUUCAGUCUGAGAGAAGAUGAGGGUGAAUAUCAGCAGCUGCCUGCUGGUCUUGGUUCUGGGAUGCAACGUCACUGCAGCAUUAAGACAUGAAAUAGUCCAGAAGAAGCAGUCAGUCGCUCUGCCUUGUCCUCACGCUGUGGAGGGUGAAGUGACGUGGAGCAGAGAGACGAACAGCACCAGAGUUGAUAUUCUUACAACUGGUGGGAAAAGCGACAGGGAGGAGAAACACAUUCCUGAUCCAGACAGACGAUACAGUGUCCUGGCAGAUACUUUUAAAUCACUUCACAUUCGCAGUGUUAACAUGUCAGACUCUGGAACAUACUUCUGUAAUAACGCAGCAGCUGUGCAGCUGACGGUGAUCCCACCAGGAACAAUCAUACGUAACGCGACAGAGAAGACAAAUGUCACUCUGAACUGUCCUCCUGAUGCUGGAGGAUCAGAUGUUCCAACAUGGAGCAAAGACGGGCGUGAAAUACAAAAAAAAAAAAGGUUUUCCUUUUCACCAGUGGACAAGACAUUGACGAUAAGACACGUGAAGCUUAAUGACUCUGGACUUUACUACUGUGAUGGAAAACCUGCUGUGUACCUGACUGUGAUCAAAGCUGAGACAUCUGACAGAGGAGAAAAGACAAAGAAACCACCAACAACAACUACGAAGCCGACUACGACUACGAAGCCGACCACGAAGCCGACUACGACUACGAAGCCGACCACGAAGCCGACUACGACUACGAAGCCGACCACGAAGCCGACUACGACUACGAAGCCGACCACGAAGCCGACCACGAAGCCGACUACGACCACGAAGCCGACUACGACAAAACUAACUACUACAACUUCACCAUCGUCCAGCACCGUCGCUCCUACAGACCAACAACCACCUCUCACUUUGGUGAUUGGUACCGUUGUCCCCGUGCUCAUCCUCCUCCUCAUCAUCAUCAUCCUCAUCAUCAUCUACCUCAUUAAUAGACGCAGGUUUAAAAGACGAGGAACUGAAGAAAGAUGCCACGUCUAUGAUGAGAUUCAGGGUGGAGCAGUGUUUCAGGCUACAAACGGUGUAGAAAGAGUCCCUGCACCAGUGGAUUCAUACUGCAUGGCACAAUUUCCAGUUGGAUCAAACCAAGACGAUCCCACGUAUUCCACCAUCCCCGACCUUCAACCAAUGGAAAAGACGAGCGUAACGUAUGUACCUGACGAGUCCCUGUACUCUGAGAUCUGCGAGACGUCCCUCAGUGGAAAUAAUAAUAAAGGUUCCUCACAGCCGACUGACAACGCGUACUGUUUACUGCAGAACACCAGAACACCUGGAAAACAUCCAAAGUGACCGACAUCAGCUGUUUGUGAUGUCAGACUUUGGUUGAUGUCAGUUUUUGUAUUUAAAUUGGAACAUGUAUAAUAUUUUUACAUGUGUUUUAUGUAAAUAUUAGAUGUACAUUUUUUUUUUUUACAACAUUAGUUAUUUGUAGAUUCUUGUCUACCUGCUGAAACUGACCCAGUCUCCAGAGUAAAUGUUUGUAUAGUUCUAGAAAGUCACAGGUAACUUGAAGCUUUUAUAUUUCUUUAUGUUGCAACUUUUUUCCGUUGAAUUUCUCUCUUGUUGUUGUGCUGAUGCUCUGGUUGGAUCUGGACAGAAAAAACACUUCAUCACAUCGUGGUUUGGCUUGAAAUACCAGCUCAGGUAUGAACUAGGCUGAAAAUGUCCCCAGAGUUUCCUUAAUGACGCCUGGUUCAGUCACCACAAACACAACUAGAGAAAGGCUCAACUUCAGGCAAAGAAUAUCCAGUUUUGAUGCCACAUACACGCAGUCUCCUGGAAAACACGACUGGGACGUCCAGAUCCACUGAUGUCACUCUUACAAACUGCUGAUGAAUAUCCAGCAGUUUCACACUGCAGGUGUGUCGUGUUUCCUGUAAGAACUUCCUCCUCGUGCCUUUGUUCCCUGCUUGAGUUUAAAUCUCUCUGUAAAUGUACAUUAUUUUUUAAAAAGCAUUUGAGUUUUGAUCAUUUUGAUCAUUUUGUUGUCGACGUCAUCAUGACGUCAAGAGAACGCUUCAAACCGCUGUGACUCGAACCGAGCUGUCGAGCAAGGCAUCGUUAAAGAUGUCAUUGUGGUUUUUAAUAAAGUUGUCUCACAUCUCUUUAACUUCUCAUUUCUUUAUAGAAUUAUAUCACCCUCCUCCACCCACUGACUUCCAUGCUGACUGCUGUUUGACCUUCCCCUUUUCUAUUUCUGUGCAUCAUUAACAACCAC